Molecule: messenger RNA, 3241 nt
Organism: Mytilus trossulus (common blue mussel)
Lineage: Eukaryota; Metazoa; Mollusca; Bivalvia; Mytilida; Mytilidae
Product: KH homology domain-containing protein 4-like
Exons: 18
Coding region: 38-2686 (882 amino acids)
Cellular component (GO): nucleus
Molecular function (GO): RNA binding
Source: RefSeq, a predicted model, not a curated record
UCAGCCGGAACUGACGUAGGUCGAUUAAUUGGAAAAGAUGGCACUUCAUCACAGACGAGGCGGCCGUGGUCACAACAAUUUUCACCGCGGUGGAGGAUAUCAUGGCCAUCAACAUGGUGGCAGAUCGACUCGAUGGAGUGACAAAGAAGAUAGGGGCAGUCGAUGGGCUGAUAGAGAUGACAGGAGUAGUCUGGAGGCAGCCGCUGAUGCAGCGGCUAAAGUUAAUGCUAUGUUGAUAGCUAAAGGUGCUCUCAAGCCUUCACAGUUGUCUCAGCAACAACCAAACAAACAAAAGGCAACAAGUACAACAACAGGCAACAUGGCAGUAGCAGAGGUAGAAAUUAAUGAUGUACCUAUUGGCUGUAGAAACAUGUUGACAAGAGGAUCAACACAAGAAGAGAUAUCGAAAGUCAGUGGUGCAGGAGUUUCUACCAGAGGUAGAUAUCUUAGUCCACAGGAGAGAGGAGCUGGAGACAGACCCCUGUAUUUGUGUGUACAAGGUCCAACAAAAGAAUCGGUAGACAUUGCUGUUCACAGAAUCAAUGAAAUAAUCACAAACUAUAAGAACAAAGGGACCAGAUUUUCUCCUGCUAACACUCCUCAGCAGAGAGCCCAAUUAUUAGGGCCUAAUCCUGUAGAACUUAUGCCAAGGCUUGGUCCCCCUCCAGGGUUUAUUACACAGCCUCCAGUUUUACCUCAACAACAGACUAUUACAAUACUUCAAGAAAAACUCUUCAUUGGUUUAGAACAUGCUCCACCUCAUUUUGGAGUGAAAGAAAAGAUACAUGGACCUGAGGGAUCAUAUCUACAGCAUGUAGAAGUAGAGACUGGUGCAAAAGUAACAUUGAGAGGAAAAGGAUCAGGAUUUCUAGAUAUGAAUUCUCCUGGCAGAGAUUCCAUUGAACCCAUGCAUGUUUUCUUAGAGCACCCUAGCCCCAUUGGACUUGGACAAGCUAAACAACUUGCAGAAAACCUUAUACAAACAGUUCAGCAAGAUUAUGCCCAAUUUCAGCAAGCAUUGGCAGCUAUACCAGCUGGACACACAACAAUUAUAACUGGUCUGUCACAGCAGACAGCAAGCAUACCUGGUACACUGAUCAACACAAUACCAACUAUGGCUCCUCCUCCAAUCCCACAGCAGUUACCUAGCCCAGGUAGUGUGUUUAUGAGUGAAAGAAGAAUUGGAACAACCAGAUUUAUGAUACCAACAUCAAUUUCUUCAGCUGUUUACUCUCUACCAACAUCAAUGGGUAUGACACUUCCAUCAGUCCUAACAGCACAGCCUCCUCCACUAUUAGUACAGACACAGAAUGGUCCGCCACCACAGAUGCUGGGACCUCCACAUAUGGCACCAGAUGUCACCCAGCUGGUUACUACCAUGCCACCAGAAGUACAAGUUGUUACUACACUAAUACCAACUGGCUCCCCGUGGAAUACUUCACCUAACAUGCCAAGUAGUUUAGCAGGACAGAUGCUGGGAAGUGGUGGACCUCCACCAAUAUCUACACACACUCCAUUGUCGUCUGCUCCAGUUGUUACAACUACAUACACUUAUCACACAUCAUCCAGGGAGGAACCAAAACGCAGGUUCACUGAGGAAAAGUUGGAGGAAAAAGUGCCAGAAAAUCUCUUAGGUUAUGAGCACGGCCCUCCACAUUUAGCCAACUUGGUUGUACAGGGUCCUCCACCUCAAGAGACUCAGGUUUCUCAACAUCCACCAUACCAACCACAAGUUUCUGAAAUGUACAGUGUAACACAAUCUACACCACAGCUGGUGUACACAACAUCAGCACCAUUAUCAUCACCUGAUGACAGGAGUUCACAGUUCACUAACUUUACAAUGACCCAGCCAGGAGGGUAUCCUGGGGAUAAUGCUGACAAACAGCUGAUGCCACCACCACCCAUACCAGCUUCAUUGAAAAGAGCCUCACUUGAAAGACAAGGUGGAAGUGAUAGAAAGAAGGACAGAAUGUCUCCAACUGGAUUUAGAGAUGAGGAAGAUAAACAAGCAGGAAGAGGGAAGUACCAGUACAACCAGUAUUCCAAUGCACCACAGUUAUAUACACAGGGAGAAUCUGACGGCUUUACAGACCAGAGACCAGACAAUGACCCAGGCUUCCAGUAUCAACCCCCACAACAAAUGACAGAACAGUUCCAGUAUCAACCUAGCCAACCACCAGGAUCUGUCAUGUUACAGCCUCCCCCUUCUCCAGGACCUCCAAUGGUCCAUGUAUCUUCUCUCCCAUCACAUUACUACCAACAGCAGCCGAUGUACUCUGUCUCACCUUCACAGAGUCCACCACACCCGGUAUACACUCAGCAUGAUGUUUUGACUUCUACUGGACAACCGUUUGCUGUACCACACACAAUCACAAUUUCAGGUCCAUUGCCUCCUCAAGCCCAAGAACAAAUGUUGCAGCCACCCCAUGAAACAAGACUACAACCCGAAGAACUGCCACCACAGAUGGAACAGUUACAACAGCCACCACCAAGUUAUACAAAUAUGCCACCACCAAUAUCAAGUGGUCAGUACAUGACUACACAAUCUAUGCCACUUAUGGCACCACCAACACAGCCACCCGUGUCAUAUGCUCCACAACAGGUACAGCCACCUAUACCUAUGUCUGCACCUCAACAACACAGCUAUCCGCCUCCUCCUGGGAUGCCUUAUUAUAUCAACAGCUGAGGAAAUAGACCCAAUGCUGUUUUAUUUUUUUAAAAGCUGAAAUAUCCAAGUGAAAAUCUUAAGAAUUUUAAAGGAUCAGACAAGACACAAACUAAAUGUGUGCAUAUCUUUAUAACUAGUAUUGAAUUAGUAUUGGAUUGUAUAUGCACUUCUUCUGUGUGAAAAAAUACACUAUAACUAAUGUAAAUAAGUUGAGGACAACUUUCAAAAUAAUGUAAAUAAAGUGAUGAAUGGUACAUGACUGCUAUAUGAAUGUUUUAUGCAGUUCUAAGUGCUCUGUGGGUUAAUAUUUUGGAUGAGUAUGAUCAUGAUUAUAUAUGCAGUAAUUAUUUGUUUGUUAAUUAUAAAUGUAUGUGUGCUAACAGAAUAGGACAAUGCAUAUACAUUGCAGUAAAUAAUUGUUUGUUUGUACAUGUCUGCUUAAAGAAUAAGAUGACUUGUUAUUGAAUUGUUAUGGUUUAAAUGUAGUAGUAUGAUUGUAUUUGUGAAAAUUUGCUGUUAGUUUUAUGAAAUGUGCUUUAGAUGUUAUGAAAAUAAAUAAAAUUUAACACUUAA